Panicum hallii is the source of this 1652-nucleotide messenger RNA. RefSeq names its product nicotianamine aminotransferase A-like. Gene Ontology annotation, molecular function: transaminase activity; pyridoxal phosphate binding. The transcript has 8 exons. The record is from RefSeq and is a predicted model, not a curated record. Lineage: Eukaryota; Viridiplantae; Streptophyta; Magnoliopsida; Poales; Poaceae. Gene Ontology annotation, biological process: amino acid metabolic process; biosynthetic process. Bases 144 to 1439 code for a protein of 431 amino acids.
CCGGGAGUUUCUGCACCACACAACGGCUACAAAUACGCAGGCCCCCACACGGCUCAGCCAAGCUCCAGAAAUCCGUGACUUGGACGCACCUCCUGUUCUUCAAUUCCUUCCAAGAUCUCGAUCUCUCUCUGUCUCUCUCUCCCAUGGCUCCCACUGCUCAGGCGGCGGCACGGGCGGAGGAGGAGAAGAGCUGCAAGGCCAAUGGCAGGGCGGCGAGGUGCCACCCGGCGCUGGCGGAGCACAAGGCGUCGAUCAGGGGCGUGGUGGGCGAGCUGCUCGCGGCCGCCGGCAAGGGCAAGAGCCUCAUCUCGCUCGGCGUCGGCGACGCGUCGGCGCACGCCUGCUUCCGCCGCGGCGGCGAGUUCGCCGCCGAGGCCGUCGCGGCCGCCGCCAGGUCCGGGGAGUUCGACUGCUACGCGCCGUCCUACGGCUUGCCCGCCGCCCGCCGCGCGGUCGCCGACUACCUCUCCGCCGGGGCGCGCCACCGUACCCGCGACUCCGACGUGUUCCUGACGGUGGGCGGCACGGGUGCCAUCACCGCCAUCACCACGGUGCUCGGCGGGGCUCAGGGAGCAAACAUCCUCCUGCCGCGCCCGGGCUUCGCGCCUUACCAGGCGGCCUGCGAGAUAGCCGGCGCCGAGCCUCGGUUCUACGACCUGCUGCCGCGGCGCGGGUGGGAGGCGGACCUUGCCAGGGUGCGCGCCCUGGCUGAUGGCUCCACGGCUGCCAUUGUCGUCAUCAACCCGAACAAUCCUUGUGGCGCUGUAUACUCUGCACACCACCUUCUUCAGAUUGUUGAAACUGCAGGAGACUUGGGGAUCCCAGUCAUAGCUGAUGAGGUAUAUGCACAUAUGGCCUUUGGUGGCAGCAAAUUUGUUCCAAUGGCCUCCUUCGCGCACAUCUCACCUGUUAUCACCAUUGGAGCUUUGUCAAAGAGAUUCAUGCUACCAGGAUGGCGUCUUGGUUGGUUGGCAUUCUGUGACCCUAAUGGUGCACUCAAGCAUGUCAAAACAGCGACCGAGAUGCUGCUGAAUGUGACUUCUGGCCCUACCUCCAUAGUUCAGGCAGCAGUUCCUGAGGUUCUUUCAAAUGAACACCAUGAGUUCCAUUGCAAUGUUGUUCACCUGCUUGAGUCUGCAGCUGACGCUCUGUACAGAAGAAUGAACCAGAUUGAAGCCCUGCAGUGCUACUCAAAGCCUGAGGGCUCAAUGUUUAUGAUGGUUGAAAUCAACACUUCAAUUCUAUGUGGUGUUGCUGAUGACAUAGAAUUUGCUCGUGAAUUGAUCAAAGAAGAAAGUGUCUUGAUUCUGCCUGGAUCUGUCAUUGGGUUGAAGAACUGGGUUAGGAUAUUUUUUGGAGCACCUGUUAGUUUAAUACAGGAAGCCUGCGACAGGAUCGAGUUGUUUUGCCGGAGGAGGACACUCAAGCCAAAUAACUGAGAACAUUGAAAAAAAUUCGGAAGCCAGGAAGUAGGGUUUUUGUUAGCCCAGUAACGUAUAUAGCUUGAUUUUAUUUUCUAAGAUUUAUUCUUUAUUUCAUACUCAAUCUGAGGUUUGUAUAUAAAAUCUGAGAAAUUAUCAGAUGUUUGUCUAUAGGAGAAUAAAAGGUUAUACAAAAUUUCAAGAAAUGUUAUACACGUAUGCAAUUUUUUA